AUGAUGAUGAACAAAGUUAUUCUAAGUUCGAUUCUGAUUUUCAUGUUGGUCGGUUCGGUUCUUGUGGUGGAGGCUCGACCGUUAAACCGGUUAACGAAGGCUGAAGAGAAGCUCGUGGCUAAGUUCUUUGAUGGUUUGUCACUUGGGGCAAUCAAGGAAUCGGGUCCUAGCUCUGGUGGUGAGGGUCAUAAGUUCGUGGACCGUAGUGAGCCGCUUGUAUAUGGUACGCACUCCGGUCCCAGCUCGAGUGGACCCGGUCAUUAA
This is a messenger RNA of Thlaspi arvense, 264 nucleotides long. Lineage: Eukaryota; Viridiplantae; Streptophyta; Magnoliopsida; Brassicales; Brassicaceae. The record is from the annotation of a GenBank genome assembly.